Molecule: messenger RNA, 1794 nt
Organism: Python bivittatus (Burmese python)
Lineage: Eukaryota; Metazoa; Chordata; Lepidosauria; Squamata; Pythonidae
Source: RefSeq, a predicted model, not a curated record
GCAGUGAUCCAUGAAGGGGAGGAAUUCAUAGAGAGAGGGAAUCAGUUCCUUCUAGCCUAAUGUAUGCUGAUCACGCAGGAGGCUGGGGAGUUUAUGAUCACUUUCCCAUAUGGAUACCAUGCAGGAUAUAAUCAUGGUUUCAACUGUGCAGAAUCAACAAACUUUGCAACAAUUAGAUGGAUUGAUUAUGGAAAAGUAGCUAAAUUGUGUACCUGCAGGAAAGACAUGGUGACAAUAUCAAUGGACAUUUUUGUGAGAAAAUUUCAGCCAGAUAGAUAUCAGCUGUGGAAACAAGGAAAGGAUUUAUAUAACAUUGAUCAUACAAAGCCCACCCCUGAAACCACACCUGAGGUAAAGGCCUGGUUGCAGAGAAGAAAGAAAGCAAAGAGAUGUUCCAGCUUCCAGCAUACCCGAUCACGAUCAAAAAAGCUUAAAACUCCUGAAGACAAGAAGUCAUCAACCAUAGUGGUUGGUACAGAAAUCACAGCCACUGAAGCAGCUACAGAUUGCUUCAAGGUCAAAGAAAAACCAUCAGCAAAAGUAAAGCCAGUAGACACAGGAGUGCCUUCUGGGGAAGAGCAAAUCUCAAGCAGGAUGCAGAUAGAUCAAAAUUUAUUGGAUAACAAAAAGAUACUGGGUCAUUCCCCUCCAAGCUCACAACUUGAUCAGGUUCCUCAAAUGCAGAAUAUACAGUCUGAAAAGGAAGAGAAAGAAGUCUCUGACCUUGCACACAUUUGUUCUGAAGAAUCUAGAUUGGCUUUGCCUUCAUAUCCUAGCUGCAAUCAAGAUGUUUUAAAAGCUUCAAAUGCUUCAAGGCAAACUCCUGAGGACGCUUCUUCUGAAAUUGAGAGCUUUGAGAAAGAAGAAACUAGCAGUGUAUCAACAGAAGAGGAUGAGAUUAGUGAUGCUGAAAGCAAUAAAAGUGGUCUGGAACCCGGGGAAAUAUCAAUGAUAUUUGAAGAAGAAAAAAACAAAACAUCAAAAAGUUGGCGUCAUCCGCUAAAUAAACCCCCUGCCAGAUCUCCUAUGACACUGGUUAAACAGCAGGCAAUAAGUGAUGAAGAACUGCCUGAGGUUCUCUUAAUUGAAGAGGAAAUACAAGAAACAGAAUCCUGGGCCAAACCUCUAGUCUAUCUUUGGCAGAACAGAGUACCAAAUUUCACUGCUGAAAAGGAAUACAAUGCAGCUGUUGCCAAGUUGGAACCCUAUUGUGCUAUUUGCACACUCCUCAAACCUUACUACAAGGCUGAUAAACCUAAUGAAGAAAUAUAUGCUUGGUCAGAAACAAAGCAGAAAGAAAUAUGUGUGUCCAGUGAAAAGACAAAACCGCUUAUUCCAGAGAUAUGUUUUAUUUAUAGUGAGGAGAAUACCGAAAACUAUCCAUCCAAUGGCUUUAUUGAAGAAGAUGGAACAAGUGUGCUAAUAUCCUGUGCAAAAUGUUGUGUACAGGUUCAUGCAAGUUGCUAUGGUAUUCCUUCCCAUGAAAUCCAUGAUGGAUGGCUGUGUUGUCGAUGCAAAAGAGGAGCCUGGACAGCUGAAUGUUGUCUCUGUAAUUUGAGAGGUGGAGCACUCAAGCAAACUACUGAUAAAAAGUGGGCUCAUGUAAUGUGUGCAAUUGCUAUCCCUGAAGUCAGAUUUGGUAAUGUCACGGAAAGAACACCAAUAGACACGAGCAGGAUACCACUGCAGAGAUUGAAACUGGGCAUUUCAGUUGGGGCUCUUCUUAUCUUCAGUUUUGGAGAUCAGUGGUGUUCGGAUUGUAAGAUGAAGACUAAAUAAUAAGAUUAGCUGGAC